CAUUCCUCACAUAAGCUCCGUCUUGGCAGCCUCUCUCCUUCGUCCCUUCCAAUCCCCAUUAAUGGAUUCCUCCUCUUCUCCCAUGUCUUUGCAAGGCCUUCCAGAAGCUUCUCCGAAACCUUACAAGAAAAGCCUUGUCACAGCUUUAAUGGAAGCGGCCACCCUUCGGACUCCUUCCUUCAAAGAAGACACCUACUUCAUUUCCCACUUGAAAUCCUCUGAGAGGAAGGCUCUUCAACAGCUCAAAGACCAGCUUAAAGCCUCUAAUUCCUCUGAAUGUUCCGUGUGGGGCGUUUCCCUGCUUGGAGGUGACGAAAAAGCUGAUGUCAUUCUCUUGAAGUUUCUGAGAGCCAGAGAUUUCAGAGUCGGAGAUGCUCUUAACAUGCUUCUGAAAUGCUUGGCUUGGAGGAAGGACUUCGGAGCAGACGACAUCGUUGAGGAGGACUUGGGCUUCAAAGAGCUUGAAGGGGUUAUAGCCUAUAUGCACGGAUAUGACAGAGAGGGGCACCCCGUGUGCUACAAUGCUUACGGUGUUUUCAAAGAUAAAGAAAUGUACGAAAGAAUAUUUGCUGAUGAAGAGAAGCUUAAGAAAUUUCUGAGGUGGAGAGUUCAAGUUUUGGAGAGAGGCAUUAAGCUUCUUCAUUUCAAGCCUGGUGGGGUCAAUUCUAUUAUUCAAGUUACUGACCUUAAGGACAUGCCUAGGAGAGAGCUUAGGUUGGCUUCUAAUCAGAUCCUCAAUCUGUUCCAAGACAAUUACCCAGAAAUGGUGGCUCGCAAGAUUUUCAUCAAUGUCCCGUGGUACUUCAGUCUGUUGUAUUCAAUGUUCAGUCCUUUUCUGACCCAACGAACUAAGAGCAAAUUUGUGAUCUCUAAGGAAGGAAAUGCUGUGGAGACACUCUACAAAUUUGUAAGGCCCGAGGAUAUUCCAGUUCAGUACGGAGGACUGUGUAGACCUGUUGAUUUGCAGAAUGGUCCCCCAAAACCUGCUUCUGAGUUCACUGUAAAGGGAGGGGAGAAAGUGAACAUACAAAUUGAAGGAAUUGAGGCAGGAGCAACAAUCACAUGGGACAUAGUGGUGGGAGGGUGGGACUUAGAGUACAGUGCAGAGUUUGUGCCAAAUGCAGAAGGAAGCUACAUAAUAGCAGUAGAAAAGGCGAGGAAGAUGCGAGCAUCAGAAGAAGCAAUACACAACUCAUUCACAUCAAAAGAGGCAGGCAAGUUGGUACUGUCUGUGGAUAACAGUGGCUCUCGCAGGAAAAAGGUUGCCGCUUAUCGCUAUAUCGUGCGCAAAUGCAGCAACACAGACUGAAAUUGCUUCUUCUCGUGUCUGUAUUGUAUGCUUUUUUGAAGUGCUUAAGGUUGUGUAAUGUAAUAGCUGCCUGCAAUGUGAAAAAAAAUGAGAAGGCGAUGGUGAUGUUGGUGAUGGUACUUACUUUGUUCUAUGUAAUACAAGAAAGGCUUUUAGCUUUUA
Molecule: messenger RNA, 1471 nt
Organism: Neltuma alba
Lineage: Eukaryota; Viridiplantae; Streptophyta; Magnoliopsida; Fabales; Fabaceae
Product: patellin-6-like
Exons: 4
Coding region: 62-1309 (415 amino acids)
Molecular function (GO): lipid binding
Source: RefSeq, a predicted model, not a curated record